AUGGGCAAGAAGACUCGUGAAAAUGAUGAUGAUGCCUCGGGCUCAUCUUCAGAAGAGGAAGAAUUUAUUGUGGAGAAGGUUCUGGAUAGAAGGACGGUGAAGGGCCGAGUUGAAUUCUUCCUUAAGUGGAAAGGCUAUUCAGAGUAAGUCCAUCUGGGGGAUUCCUCACAAAACUAGAACAAAACAAGACCAUGAUUUUGUAGAUUUUCACGAAGUGUAAAUCCAUAGAAGGGUCCUUUGGAGAAAGUAUUGUUGAUCUAUGUUUGAGUUUUGUAUCUUAAAGCAUAAGUGAGGAAUGGUUAAUUGAAGUUGGAAUAUUUGACAUUUUUGGCCAUCAGUGGGUGCUACAAAGCAAAAGCUGGUGUCAUAUAAAGCUUUACUGCUUGAUUUGGCUCACUUUUCAAUAUAUUGUUGAACAUAAUAUAAUAAUUUGGUGGGUGCUUGUAUAUGUACUACUUCACACAUAGGCGCACACAAAGACAUUUAGGAGCACAAGGAAAGAUAAUUGAGGUAAUAAAGAUAGAAUCCUUAAUUUCAGGUCACACAGCAAAAUAUUUAGGCGCAUAUGUGAGUAAAAUGGUCACGCUGUAGAGGCCUGAAAAGUGUGUAUUAAUAUGCACGUGUGAAGUAUUUUUUUUCCAUAUCUAAGUAGUUAUGGGCCAUAGCUUUAAAACUAGCAGAGAUCCUACUCUGGAACUUGUAUAUGCAAAUAGUAUGUUAUGUUCAACAAUGGCUGCAUUCCAAACCCAUAAAAGACACACCCUCAACCCACAAAUUAAAUGGACACUUUUGAUGACGCAUCAUGACGUAAGAUGAGUUGACACUUGCAGAAAUGUGUCACUCGUUCGUCCCACGGUUGUGUUUUCAGUCAUCAUGGAACCACCGGUAGCUGUUGUGUGUGCUUUAUAUGCGCUACAGUCAAUUAUGAUUGCAAUUCGUGUCUUGGCUAGAAGACCACGCAUCCGCGGACAUCGAAUAUUAUGCAUCCGAUGGUACCAGGAAAAUCGAAAAUUAUAAUGUAUGAGUGUGAUGUCAGGGAAAGUUGUAUGCGCUAGCUAACGUUUUCAAAAGCAAACUAAACAAACUUUUACGAUAUGUUUGUGCCGUCAUGUGCAUUAGUAGCACAGUUUCUAACUUAUUUACAUUUGUUUUUACUUACACUUGUAUAUUGACGUUGGUUUUAAGUUUUGGCAGACUUUUCUUAGUGGAUCAUCUUAAAUUUUAAUUAUGGGGUGUUUCAGGCCCCGGAGUGAACAGAAUUGUACACUCGCAUACUCGAUCACAAACGAGGGCUGAACGGCUAACGUUGCCAACUUCCCAUGCUUGGUUAAUUGUUUGGACCGACGGCAAAGAUGGCUGUGGGUAUUCCCCCAAGGGCAUAAGGUGAGGGUAAGUGGAAUAUAUAUAUAUAUAUAUAUAUAUAUACACACACAACCGUUCAAACGUUUGUGGUCACUAAGAAAUGUCAUUUUUUUUCUCGAAAGAAAAGCAAAAAAGUGUCCAUUUUAAAAUAACAUCAAAUUAAUCAGAAAUACAGUGUAGACAUUGUUAAUGUUGUAAAUGGCUAUUAUAGCUGGAAAUGGCUGAUUAAAAAAAAAAAAAAGGAAUAUCUACAUAGGCGUACAGAGGCCCAUUAUCAGCAACUAUCAGUCCUGUGUUCCAAUGGCACGUUGUGUUUGCUAAUCCAAGUUUAUCAUUUUAAAAAGCUAAUUGAUCAUUAGAAAACCCUUUUGCAAUUAUGUUAGCACAGCUGAAAACUGUUGUGCUGAUUUAAAGAAGCAAUAAAACUGGUCUUCUUGAGACUAGUUGAGUAUCUGGAGCAUCAGUAAUUGUGGGUUCGAUUACAGGCUCAAAAUGUCCAGAAACAAAAAACUUUCUUCUGAAACUCGUCAGUCUAUUUUUGUUCUGAGAAAUGAAGGCUAUUUCAUGCGAGAAAUUGCCAAGAAACUGAAGAUCUCGUACAACGCUGUGUAAUACUCCCUUCACAGAACAGCAUAAACUGGCUCUAACCAGAAUUGAAAGAGGAGUGGGAGGCCCUGGUGCACAACUGAGCAAGAGGACAAAUACAUUAGUGUCUAGUUGGAGAAACAGACGCCUCACAGGUCCUCAACUGGCAGCUUCAUUAAAUAGUACCCGCAAAACACCAGUCUCAAUGUCAACAGACUCCGGGAUGCUGACCUUCUAAGCAGAGUUGCAAAGAAAAAGCCAUAUCUCAGACUGGCCUAUAAAAAGAAAAGGUUAAGAUGGGCAGUCUGAGAUACAGCUUUUUCUUUGCAACUCUGCCUAGAAGGUCAGCAUCCCGGAGUCGCCUCUUCACAGCAUUCCAGGUGAAGCUGUUUGAGAGAAUGCCAUGAGUGUGCAAAGCUGUCAUCAAGGCAAAGGGUGACUAUUUGAAGAAUCUCAAGUAUAUUUAAAUUUUAGUCAUUUAGCAGACACUCUUAUCCAGAGCGACUUACAGUUAGUGAGUGCAUACAUUUUCAUACUGGCCCCCCGUGGGAAACGAACCCACAACCCUGGCGUUGCAAGCGCCAUACUCUACCAACUGAGCUACAGGGGAUAUAAAAUAUAUUUUGGUUUGUUUAACACUUUUGGUUACUACAUGAUUCCAUAUUUUUGAUGUCUUCACUAUUAUUCUACUAUGUAGAAAAUAGUAAAAAAAAUAAAGAAAAACCCUUGAAUGAGUAAUUGUCCAAAAUUGACUGGUACUGUAUAUAUUUUCAAUAUUCAUGUUUUAUAUUUUCAGUAUUAACAAAUGAAAAUGCUACUCCUGUUACAGUACAAGCCGUAAAGCUUCAUUUGACACUUUGCUUUGUAGCACCUACAGACGAAACAUGCCGUCUUUAAAGGAGGCCUGGGUAAGGCCAAAAUGAAAUUGUCUCAAUAAUGAUUUAAGAAACAAAUGUCAAAUAUAUGUCAACAAUACUUCCUCCAAAGGACCCUUCCAUGGAUAACAUUUUGAUGAAAAUCCCCAAAAGAAAAUGGUCUUGUGGUGGUCUAGUUUCGUGUUGCUGUUACUUUGAAAAAAUGUUUGCAACAUGAAUAUGGUUCCUGUAGCAGUAGCUAGCUCAUUUCUACCCCUAACAAUUCAUAUUGGUAUUUAUUUUUCAUGCCUUCCAGUAUGUUUCACAACCAGUGUUGAAAUGUUUUGGUUACCUUCAUGCUCUAUACAACGCUCUGAUUCGUGCACACAGAGGGUUGGGUGUAAAGAAAUUAUUUGGAAACUCGUGAAACGGCCAGUGCAGGGGGUUUUCUGGGUCAAAAUGGGGCUUAGGUGGUGGGCAUGGUUUCAUCAUAGUCUUUAUUUUAGUUCUCAAAGAUCUUCUUUAAAAUAGGUCCAUCAUUUUCUACAUACUACAUUUACACUGAAGAACCCCCCCCCCCCCCCCUGCAGUGUGUACCUCCUAUCGAAUAUUUUGUUGCACUUGCUCUGACAUUGCAUUAUUCUUUGCAGAAAGCACAACACAUGGGAGCCAGAGAAGAAUCUCGGCUGCCCUGAGCUCAUUGCUGAGUUCAUGAAGACCUACAAGAAGCCUAGCAGUGGUAACGGAGGUACCACCCCCAGCAGUGGAGGUGCCAAGUCCAGCGCGGGAUCAUCAGGCCGCAGCAAGGAAGGCAGCAGCAAGAGGAGGAACUCUGAAGAUGAUGAGGAGGGGAGCAGCAACAAGGCCAAACGGAAAAAAGAGGUGCGUACCCUACCUCAUGAAUUGGUGUAGAUAAAGCCUUACCCACAUGUGCCGAAUACAACCGGUGUAGAUUUUACUGUGAAAUGCUUACUUACGAGACUUUUCCCAACAAUGCAGAGUUAAAAACUAAGAAAAAUUAGCUAAAAGGAAACUAACACAAUUAAAAUAACAAGGAAAUUAUAUACAAGGAGUACCGGUACAGAGUCAAUGUGCGGAGGUACGAGGUAGUUGAGGUAAUAUGUAGGUGGGGUAAAAGAGACUAGGCAAUCAGGAUAAUAAACAGAGCAGAAGCAGCGUGUGUGUGAAAGUGUCUGUCGUCGAUAUGCGUGUGAGCGUAUGGAACGUGCGUUUGUUGAAGGGUCUGUGUAGUAUGCAUGGGUAGAGUCCAGUGAGUGUUCAUAGAGCCAGUGCAUGAGUUGGUGCAAAAACAAGGGUGGGUUUUUUAAAAUAUAGACCAUGCUAGGUUGUUUACACUAGAUAAGAGCUAUGCGAAUUGACUGCCACAUGCAACUCUACAAACCAGAUCAUCACGUUCUGAAAGGGGGUGAUUUGCAUUGCAAUUCGUUACCUCUCCAGCUUUUGCAGCCCACUGAUAGGUCAGUCGACACUUUUAACAACCUCUUCGGUGUCCAGCCAAGUGCUGCAGCAUUGUUAUUGUUGGCUAGAACAAAAGCUUGAUCUCCCUGGAUAACUUCAUUUGCAUAAUUAUAACCAACUGAAGAUGGCUCAUUUUAAACUGAAAUGGUAAGCAACACCCAACUGCUCAACUUUCACUAGAAUGACAAAGACUUUGUGAAAUACAACUGUUCUCUCUGGUUUCUGUGCUUGUUUCCUGCUGUGGUGCCAAAGUUUCACUUGUAAUGACAACAGAGAUGAUCAGAGGUAUAAUUGGUCAUUUCUCCCGUCUUCCAGGAUGAUGUCCUGAUUGCGAGAGGCUUUGAGAGAGGUCUGGAACCAGAGAAGAUUAUUGGAGCCACAGACUCCUGUGGAGACCUCAUGUUCCUCAUGAAGUGGUGAGUGUUGAGUACUUAGACAUUGUUGGCCUUCAUAUGUUGUCCACUAGAUUAUGCCACUAAGAAUGUCUUCAAAAUGGUGACCGGAAACUGCUUAACUGAAGUGGUUGCUCACUUAAAGUUGAUUUUGUUAACUAUUCCACCUCUAAAACAGUGGGUCUUAAGAACUUUCUGCUUUUCCUGAUCCAGUCUUGUGACAAAUCUUAAAUUGUCGUUGUUUCCUAAGCAGUCUGCUACAGCAUAUUAUCUUUACAUCACUAUCAUCAUAGUAACAGGCCUGUAAAUAAAGCAUGUUUAUUUCCUCUCGCUACAGGAAGGACUCUGAUGAGGCAGAUCUGGUGCUGGCCAAGGAGGCCAAUCACAAGUGCCCGCAGAUCGUCAUAGCCUUCUACGAAGAGCGCCUCACCUGGCACGAAGACGGGGACAAGAAGGAGAAGGGCACUGUAAGCAUGUAA
Coregonus sp. 'balchen' is the source of this 5151-nucleotide messenger RNA. The record is from the annotation of a GenBank genome assembly. NCBI's taxonomy places the organism in Eukaryota, Metazoa, Chordata, Actinopteri, Salmoniformes, Salmonidae.